GAAGGAAGACCUGCAGCCUGGAACUCUGGUUGUCACGACACAACAUUCAAUUCAAAAUACAUCUGCUAAUGAGAUCCAGCUGAUUGGACGGAUGCUUUAGGUCUUCGGUUAGUGUUUGACUUCAGCUUUACACGGAGGGUGACCCGCUUUGGCUUUCCCAGCAGCUCCCACUGGACCUCAAACGCAGCGGCAGCAAACGUUGUGCAGAUUUACCAUCCAACGUCAAAAUGCAACGAGUGAUUGUCAGGCAUCACCUCGUCCUCCUCUUCUUCCUCGAUCUCCUGAGCUCAGCUGAACUGGAGGCGGUGGAGAAAGUGGUCGUGGAGGUGAUUGUUGACAGCUCCCCCUGCAGCGCCACCUGUGGGCUGGGCAUUAAAACUCAAACCCUGUGUUUCUUAAACGAUUCUACGACAGCCAUGGAAGAAGGCGUGUUCAGGGAAGAUGGAGCAGAGGUGUUGAAGGAGUGUCGUGUCCGUAAGGUCAAGUGUCUGGAGUCGUGGCAGUGUGGACUCAGCACCCUGACUGUGACUUCAGGACAGAGAGUGGACAUUGAUUGUCUGGGAGAAGUCAUGGAAGCGAUGGGGAGGUUUUCCUGGCGGGUAUCGUGGCGAUAUGCCCGAGGAGUAAUCAGCUCUGACGACUCUCUGUUUGAUCGCUGGCAUGCUCCUCUGCUGGACCGGGUGAUUCUGGACCCCAUCACGGAGGAGGACGCAGGCACUUAUCGCUGUGUUGUGCAGGAUGCCACCUUCCACAUCGUGAAGACUGUUUACUGGGGGAUCCGGAUUUUGCCCAUCGGCGUUGUUAAUCUGGACUAUGGGGGCUCUCUGGCCCAGUGGGACUCCACCGGAAACCAGCAGAACCAGACCAUGUCAGACCAGCAAGACCACUGGAUGGCUCUUCUUUACACAGUGCUGAUCAGUUUGAGCCUGGCAGGCACCGGGGCUGGACUGAUCCUUCUAGGGCUCUACUGGACCCGCUGUAGGACUAACACACCUGCAGCCUUGAAGAUGCAAGUUAGCUCAACUUGAAGAUUAUCUUUAUUUCAACUAAGAACUUUAAGUACAUAAAGUUGAUAGAACUUCACUU
Messenger RNA from Etheostoma spectabile (orangethroat darter), 1086 nucleotides. RefSeq names its product transmembrane protein 81. The transcript is spliced from 6 exons. Bases 228 to 1028 code for a protein of 266 amino acids. NCBI's taxonomy places the organism in Eukaryota, Metazoa, Chordata, Actinopteri, Perciformes, Percidae. The record is from RefSeq and is a predicted model, not a curated record.